Molecule: messenger RNA, 4873 nt
Organism: Arachis stenosperma
Lineage: Eukaryota; Viridiplantae; Streptophyta; Magnoliopsida; Fabales; Fabaceae
Product: TMV resistance protein N-like
Exons: 7
Coding region: 158-4723 (1521 amino acids)
Biological process (GO): signal transduction; defense response
Molecular function (GO): ADP binding
Source: RefSeq, a predicted model, not a curated record
GUAACCAAAGUCAACUGGAAAAAUCAGUUAAUAUAGCUAGCUUGAUGGUUCUUAUGGCACUUCAUAUGGUUUCAUCUAAAACUCUUUCACAUUCUUUUGUGAUAGCAUAAUAAUAAGCAUGUAUAGGAAUUGCUAAGAAUAGUUUUGGGAGCUAUCUAUGGCAAAUCAAGAUUCUUCUUCCACUUCUUGCUCAAACCAUGGUUGGACAUAUGAUGUCUUUGUGAGCUUCCACGGGAAAGACACGCGUUGCAACUUCACCGGCUACCUUACCGAUGCCCUGGACAGAAAGGGAAUCCACAUUUUCAGAGAUGACAUAAGGCUGAAGAAAGGAGAAGGGAUUCCAUAUGCACUAGUCAAAGCAAUUGAAGAGUCUAGAAUUGCUGUGGUUGUUUUCUCAGAAAACUAUGCAUCCUCAAGUUGGUGUCUUGAUGAGUUGGUUGAGAUCAUGGGGUGCAUGAAAAAGAAGGGACAGUUGGUGAUUCCCAUUUUCUACUUUGUUGAUGCUUCUGUGGUAAGGCAUCAAAGGGAGAGUUUUGGAAGGUCAAUGGAAAAGCAUGAAGAAAGGCAUGGCAAAGAGACAGUAAGUAAGUGGAGGAUUGCAUUGAAAGAAGCAGCCAAUUUGUCAGGAUGGAGUUUCAAAAAUGGGUAUGAGUAUAAGUUUAUUCAAGAGAUUACUGAGAAAAUAUCAAGCAUACUAAACAUUACCUCUUUACACAUUGCUGAUCACCCAGUUGGAUUAAACUAUAGAGUGUCAAAAGUGGUGAGGCUCCUAGCACCAAAUUCUAAUGAUAUCAAAAUGGUUGGAAUCUAUGGCAUUGGUGGAAUUGGCAAAACAACCAUUGCUAGAGCUGUGUACAACUCAAUUUCUAGCAGGUUUGAAGGGUCAAGCUUUCUUGCUGAUGUAAGAGAAAAUACAAUGAAACAUGGUUUGAUCCAACUACAAGAGACUCUUCUCCAUAAUUUUCUUGGAGAAAACAUCAAGUUGGGUGAUGUGAACAGAGGAAUUCCCAUAAUAAAGAGAAGGCUUUGCACCAAGAAGGUUCUUCUGAUUCUUGAUGACGUAGACAACCUGCGACAACUGAGAUCCUUGGCUGGCAGCCAUGAUUGGUUUGGUUCCGGAAGUAGAAUCAUCAUAACAACAAGGGACAAACAUUUGCUAACUGCUCAUGGGGUUGAAAAUGGAAACAUAUAUGAAAUGAAACAGUUGAAUGAUCAUGAAUCUCUUGAGCUAUUUAGUUUAAAUGCUUUUAGAAGAAAGCAGCCAAAGGAAAAUUAUGUCAACAUUGCGAACCGCAUGGUUCAAUAUGCCAAAGGCCUUCCACUGGCUUUGAAUGUGAUUGGUUCUGAUCUGUUUGGCAAAACAAUUGAAGAAUGGGAAAGUGCAUUGAAGAAAUAUGAAAGAAUUCCAAGCAGAGAGAUCUUAGAUGUGCUCAGAGUAAGCUAUGAUAAUUUGGAUGAUAAUGAGAAGGAAAUUUUCCUUGACAUUGCAUGUUUCUUCAAAGGAAACUUUAGACAGGAUGUGGAAAAGACACUAGUGGCCUCAAGUUUCUUUCCAGAAUAUGGCAUUGGAGUACUUAUUGACAAAUCUCUAGUAACUAUUAGUGAUGCCAACACAAUUAAGAUGCAUGAUCUUAUACAAGACCUUGGAAGAGACAUUGCUAGAAAGGAUUCGCCAUUCGAUCCGGGGAAACGUAGAAGACUAUGGCACUGUGAUGAUGUUCUUGAGGUCCUGACAAAAAACACAGGAACGGAUGCAAUUGAAGGCAUAAUGCUGGACAUGACCAACCUGAAACAAAAAGUUCCAUUAAAUUCCAACACCUUUGAGAAUAUGAAAAGACUUAGGAUUCUCAUAGUUCGGAAUGCACAAGUUUCUGGAGCCCCCAAUCAUCUGCCAAAUAAUUUGAGAUUGCUUGAUUGGGAUGAAUAUCCUUUACCUUCUUUGCCAGCUGAUUUUCAUCCAGAGACACUUGUUGUACUCAACUUGCCCCAUAGUAUUCUCACAAUGGAUGAGCCAUUCAAGAAAUUUGACCAUUUGACAUAUAUGAACUUCAGUGGUUGUGACUCUCUAACUACAUUACCUGAUGUGUCUGGAACACCAAAUUUAACAAGAAUUCUUGCUAAUGAUUGUCCAAACUUGGUUGAGAUUCAUGAUUCUGUUGGACAUCUCAACAAACUAGUCACACUGAGCACCGAACGAUGUCCCAAACUCGAGGGAUUUCCAAGUGGCCUGAGGUCAAAAUCUCUUGAAUACCUUAACCUUAGGGAAUGUUCUAGCAUUCAGAGUUUCCCAAAUGUUUUGGAAAAAGUGGGAAAUAUGAAAAAUAUUGAUAUAGGAGGGACUGCCAUAAAAGAGUUUCCAAACUCAGUUGAAAACUUCAGUAGUAUUGAAGAGUUAAUUUUGAGAUCCUGCAAAAGUUUUGAGGUUCUACCUAGCAAUCCUACCAUGUUUCAAAAUAUUGAAGAGCUGAAUGUGGAAGAAUGUCCUCAACUUCCAAAGCUCUUGUGGAAGUUAUUAAAGGACAGAAUUGAUUCGCUCCCAAAGUUAAGUAGACUAACUCUCAAAAGUUGUGAUCUAUCAGAUGUGGAUCUUGAGUUAAUUCUCAGUUGUUUUCUUCAAUUGAAAUGGUUGAUCCUAUCAAAUAAUAGCUUCACAACAAUUCCUGAUUGUAUUGAAGAUCUUUCAAGCCUCUUGCUGCUACAUGUUGAUAACUGCAAUCAGCUUAGAGAUAUUUCAGUGCUUCCACCAGACUUACAAUACAUAAAUGCAAGGAAUUGCAUGUCAUUGACUUCGCGGUCAUCAGAUGUAAUAUUGAGUCAGGCAUUUCAUGAAGUUGAGUACUUAGACAUUGUUGUGCUCAGGAGACAAAUUCCAAAAUGGUUUGACCAUUGCUGCAAAGGAGGGUCUGCAGAUUUCUGGGUUCGUAGAAAGUUCCCCAACAUUGCUCUUUUUUUUCUGUUAGGAGGCCAAGACGAACAGAGAACCGAUCAUAUGUGCGAAUUCCACUUGUUCAUCAAUGACCUCCUAGUAUUUCAAGAAAAAAGAGGAUGGCCAGUGGAUCAUGUAUGGUUGUUUGAUCUGCAAAUUUACCUCACAGAAAGUGAACGACACAACAUCAGGGAACAAAUAAAGUCUGACUGGAAUCAUGUGAAGAUUUCAUGUUCAGUCAUGAAUGAGCCAAAAGAUGUAAUUGUUAAAGGCUGUGGAAUCCAUCUUUACAAAGAAAGAAUGAACAUCCAUGAUGUCUCCUUUAUUAGUCCUGAUCUACAUGGCUCAAAUAGUGCCUAUGAUAACAUAAAUGAUGAUUUGGAUUUUUAUGAUGAAACAAGCCAAGAUGUUGUUUUCCCUACAGUAUUAGCUAAGUUCUUCCCCAAGAAUAUUGCUGAGCUCUUGGGAAAUCUUCAUUCCGGAAAAAGAACAGGUGAUGAUUUGUCUGACUAUGAUGAGGAGUUGGAACUAGACAGUGAGACUGACAACCAGUCCAUGGAAGUUGAAGAGGAGCAAUAUUUAGCUUCGAUCAAUCUUCAAAUCCCAGAAAUAUGCAAAAUCUCAAAUCAUGAGAAAGAAACAGAUGCCGAUUCCCACAAAAUACUUAUGGAUCCUUCAAGAGGAACACAAGAAGCCUUUGUUAGUAUCAAUGAGGAAGAGCUAAAGCAUCAUAAGAAAGGAAAAUUUAACAAGGAUGGAAUUGCCCCAGAGUCAAGUAUGACUGCAUCAAGAAGAAUAAAUAAUGAAACACAAGUGGGAUAUAAAAUCAAUUCUGGAAAAGAAAUCAAUGGUUCAUCAAAUCCUCAUGUUUCUGAAAAUAUUGGUCUCCACAAUAUCAAACAAAAAUCAAUUAUCCUAGUUGAAGCGAAUGCAGAAGCUAUUGAUCAUAUAAAUGUAAACCAAGUAGAUAUUUAUCAUACACAUACUCAUUUUCCAGCAAGAAUGGAUAAUGGUCAACAAUCAGUGCCUAAUGCAGAAGCAUACACGAGUAUUGUUCAAUCUUCUGUUAAUGAGGACAAUAUGGAAGCAUUUUAUGCCUCCCUUGAAGCAGAGACAGAUUCUGAGUCUUAUCCCCAUGGAAACCAAGCCAACAUUCUAUCUGUUAUAACAAGGCCUAGUGAAGAAACAAAGAAAGAAUUGCAGUUUCUGCGAGACUUGGUCACGAAAAAGUUCUCUCUUUUGUUACACCCUGGGCGUUCUGGAUUGUUGAAAGAUAAGCUAAAGUAUCUCCUCACUUUGCCUCCAGAAGAAGGAGUUUCUCUGAGAACAAAUUUAUUGUUAUCACAGCUUUCAACAAGUUUUGCUCAAUGGAGUGUGGAUUACAACAUUGCGAGUGUGAAACUUGAAUCAGCAGACAAAGAACUAUUGAGAGCUGAGAAAGUGAAAGAGGAACUUAAAGGGAACAAGGAAGAAUACAAGGGAGUUAAGAUGGUGGAAGAUACUCUGCGGGAUCAGUUGGAAUCUUUGGAGGAAAAGAAGAGGGAGCUUGAAGUGCAAAUCAAUGCCAUAAAAACUGAGAUUGCGGAUUUAUCAGCAGAGAGUAACAUAGCUGCUAAGAGAAAGAGAGAAGUAUUUGAGAUUGCAAAGAUUCUGAGAAGUGAAAGGGAUGGUUUGAGGAACCAAGUGCCAAGGUUGAAAGCUGAGAAAGAAUGGGCAAGGGUAACACAGGUUAAUAUUGAAGCAGAGUGGUCAUUGCUUGCAGAACAAGUCAUUGGAAUCACUACUUUUGAAGAAUGAAGAGUGGGUGUAAUAAGAGAUUUAUAAUAUACCAGUCUUAUGUGUAAACAUAACAACUAGAAUGGCACUAGGAAAUAUAUUCUAGCAUGUUUGAUUUUAUUUUUUUCCAUUUCAAAUAUUAAUUUAAUUUCUAUAUGCAUAGAAUUUUAU